This is a messenger RNA of Hevea brasiliensis (rubber tree), 1101 nucleotides long. RefSeq lists its product as uncharacterized. The transcript is spliced from 5 exons. The record is from RefSeq and is a predicted model, not a curated record. The coding region runs from base 1 to 1101 and encodes 366 amino acids. NCBI's taxonomy places the organism in Eukaryota, Viridiplantae, Streptophyta, Magnoliopsida, Malpighiales, Euphorbiaceae.
AUGAAGCGAUCUGAACUGCUCCUGACCCCCGGUCAUGAAGCUGAGGAGAUGCAAGGGGGUUCAUCUCAACCUUCAGUGCAGUCGAUCCCUGAUGUUGAAGCGAUCCGAUCUCCUCCUCACCAAGAAGAGCCGCCUCCACCUCCCCCAGCUGCUCCGAGAACGGAAAGGGGCCCUUCCCAAUUUGGUGUGAGAAACCUUUCCAGGGGAGCCCAAGUGCUGAUCCAUUCCUUGGAAAAGAACAGAACCGUCCGGGAGAAUCCGGAUUUAGCUAAGCAUAUAGUGCGAGAAAAGGCUCACCGCCUGAGCAAGGAGGUCGAGCAGAAGAGUCAUGAAGUGUCUUCCCUCCGAUCCCAGAUUUCAUCCGCUCAGAACUAUAUAUCCGAUAUUGAGGGGCAGAUGAAACUUUACCAGGAUAAGCUAGCCGAGCAGACUCGUGUUCUGGCUGAGCGAACCCGUAUUCUGGAAGAAGUUCAGGCGCUUCGGACCGAUGAAGUUGCUCGCCUCGCUCUCUUUACUGAGGAGCUCAAGACCCCCGGUCAUGAAGCUGAGGAGAUGCAAGGGGGUUCAUCUCAACCUUCAGUGCAGCCGAUCCCUGAUGUUGAAGCGAUCCGAUCUCCUCCUCACCAAGAAGAGCCGCCUCCACCUCCCCCAGCUGCUCCGAGAACGAAAAGGGGCCCUUCCCAAUUUGGUGUGAGAAACCUUUCCAGGGGCACCCAAGUGCUGAUCCAUUCCUUGGAAAAGAACAGAACCGUCCGGGAGAAUCCGAAUUUAGCUAAGCACAUAGUGCGAGAAAAGGCUCACUGCCUGAGCAAGGAGGUCGAGCAGAAGAGUCAUGAAGUGUCUUCCCUCCGAUCCCAGAUUUCAUCCACUCAGAACUAUAUAUUCGAUAUUGAGGGGCAGAUGAAACUUUACGAGGAUAAGCUAGCCGAGCAGACUCGUGUUCUGGCUGAGCGAACCCGUAUUCUGGAAGAAGUUCAGGCGCUUCGGACCAAUGAAGUUGCUCGCCUCGCUCUCCUUACUGAGGAGCUCAAGGCGAAAGAAGAAGAGAUGGUGACAGGGGUGGCUGGUGCUUAUGGGAAGCAAUGGCCUCAACCCAUUUAG